ACUCAAUAAUGGCGGGUCAGUAAAUGUCUUUGGCUGACUAGUGACCGCCAUUCAACCAAACAAGUAUUGACACUACAGAAAGACCAGCUCUCCCUCACUUCACCCCCAACAAAAGAACAUUUCAUAGCUCAUCUCUAUGUACAACAUGCUACAGAUCUUAGCCUUAUUAUCACCAUCCACCACCUAUUGUCACUCAAGUCAUUACCCACCCCACCUUCUACUUUUAACGGUGUAUGACGACGUGAACACCAACAAGAAAGACAAGCAGGGAUUUCCCCAGAUCUAUGCAGGUCAUGUCUAUUUUUAGAAUCGUCUAUUAUACACAAGCCUAGAAACCAAGAGCUACCAGUACACAUAGCAGACAGAGCUUUGAAGCUGUGUAAAGCAAACAUUCUCUGGUAUGUAAAGAUACGAUAUCCAGUUUUAGUGUGUGUAUUUUUAAUUGUAUCGUCUAAUGCCACUAUAGCGGAUAUAAAAUGCGGUGAAUGACGACGUAAACAACACCAACAUGAAAGACAAGCAUAUAUUUACCCAGAUCUAUGCGGGUCAUGUCUAUUUUUAGAAUCGUCUAGGUAAACUUAAUCCUAGAAACCAAGAGCUAAGAGUACACAGACAGAGCAACAUUAGAAGCAGUGUUAACUUAACCUUCUCUUGCUUAGUGGACAAUUGUGAGUGACAGCUGGUUGAUAUCCAAACAUUUGUAGACAAGUUAAGCAGUAAAACAAACCAUGAAAACCCCAAACAAAGUGAGAAAAAGAAAUUUGGAGCCAUCAUGUACACCUGAAGUUGUGUCAUACUGUGAGAGUCCAAGUAAAGUUAUCAAAAGUGACCAAACAGGUGUCUUUAAUCCAGGAAAUCAUGAAGCUGAGAUGUGCUAUGGAGGAGAAGCUGAUCUACACAAACAUGUUACUGGCUGUAAGAAGAAUCCAGGUCACAAAGGUUUUAUACCUCUUAAAUAUUUCAACGCAAAUUGUCUCCCCUCAAGUUACCAUGACGACGACCUCUUGUUUGAGACAAUCAAAACAUUGGCAGCCCUAACUGUCCAGAUAAAGACUAAAUUCACCAGUCUAGAGAGACCAGAGUUUUACCCAGGCACUCAAGUUCCAUAUCCAUGUUAUAAUAACAGAGGAAGUCACGUGAUGAGGUUAGGGACGGGGAGAGUGAGAUAUGUGAAUAAGUACACAGAGAGUGACAUGGGAACUUGUCGUUGUGCCAAGUGUCAAGUCUCUGCCACACCCAGCAAAGUGUGGUUGUUGGUUGGUGUGUUGACAGCCACACACGUGGUGUUUGAUGACAGUGAGGCGAGACAGACCAGGUGUGUUUUAGGUUAUGAUGACAAUAAAAGUCCAGUGGUCAGUCUUGAUGGCUGGGAGAUGGAUGAGGCAGACAUUGAGGGAGACAUGUGUGAGUUGAGUUAUGUGACAUGUGACUUAGAGUUGCUUGAUGAACUGGACAAGAAGUGUGAGCGCUUUAGAGAUCUAUGUGGGGAAGUAAGGAGAUUUAAUGAUGUGAAUAAGUUGACCGUUAUAGUGUCACAUCCUCAUGGCUGUCCUAAACAGGUCUCUGUAGGACAAUGGACACACAAACGUCAGAGGGAUGUUAAACGAACAAACUGUACCAGGUACUGGUACACAACAUGCACCUGUCCAGGCUCUAGUGGAGCGCCUGUCUACAGGCUGGAAUCUGACGGGUGGUUGUAUCACCAUCCCCAUAGUGGAUCAAACCCUGAAGGAAAUUAUAGUGGGGAGUUCUGGUACUCAGAUGACUGUUAGUUCUCUCCCCUUGUCUACAUAAUUUAAACAAACAAAAUGGCGGAACCUUUUCCGUCAUUAAACUGUUUGUGUAAAGACGUGCAUAUGUUGUAAAUAUUUUAUAACAUGUAAAUUGUUAAAACAAUUGUUUUGAUUGAUUCAAACCGUUUAACCGUUGUAAUUUGCAUCUACCAUAUUGUAUUUUACGCAGUUAACAUGUUUAAUGUUGUAGACAUUUUGUGUUUAACACAUGUCGGCAAAGUUCUUGUUCUAAUCUUACCAUGAAUUGUAUCUUUACAUAUUUCAUUUCUUGCUCUUCUUAUUUGUUUACAAAAUUAUUACAUACUAGAAAAUAAAUGCCCAA
Molecule: messenger RNA, 2115 nt
Organism: Physella acuta
Lineage: Eukaryota; Metazoa; Mollusca; Gastropoda; Physidae
Source: RefSeq, a predicted model, not a curated record